Molecule: messenger RNA, 1956 nt
Organism: Gasterosteus aculeatus aculeatus (three-spined stickleback)
Lineage: Eukaryota; Metazoa; Chordata; Actinopteri; Perciformes; Gasterosteidae
Gene: neurod4
Product: neuronal differentiation 4
Biological process (GO): axon development; positive regulation of transcription by RNA polymerase II; camera-type eye development
Cellular component (GO): nucleus
Molecular function (GO): DNA-binding transcription factor activity, RNA polymerase II-specific; protein dimerization activity; E-box binding
Source: RefSeq, a predicted model, not a curated record
UCGUGUCAGUUGCAGAAAGAAGUUGGACGCGCGCUCAUGUUUAUCUGAGGAAGCCUAGCGCAUGCGCUCAGAGAGAAACGCACAUUUUCUGGGAAAAAUCACUCCGCUGCAGAUCUUUUUGAAUUAGACUGGUGUUCCUUUUAUUUUUCACCGACAAGAAAUUCCAACAGAUCAAAAUGAUGACCAAACAAUUUGGAAAGAGUGGGGAUGUGAGUGAGCUGGUGAGCUCCCUCGGCUGGCUCGAGGAGGAUGACGGCAGCUCACAGGAUGGAGAGGAAAGCCAAGGCCUGACUCUGGGUGGACGAAUCCGCUCCUGCACAGAACUGGGCAGUGAGGAUAUGGAGGAAGAAGAGGAGGAGGAGGGCGAAGAGGAGCAAGAGAUUGGACCCAAUGGAGAACAGGCUCCCAAAAGGAGAGGCCCUAAGAAGAAGAAAAUGACCAAAGCAAGACAGGAGAGGUUUCGUACCAGGCGAGUCAAAGCCAACGCCAGAGAGCGGUCACGUAUGCACGGGCUCAACGAUGCCCUGGAAAGUCUGCGUAGAGUGAUGCCCUGUUUCUCCAAGACGCAGAAGCUGUCAAAGAUUGAGACUCUGCGGCUGGCACGCAACUACAUCUGGGCUCUGUCGGAUUCGCUUGAGACCGGCCAGUCCCCCGAGAGCCAUGGCUUUGUGGAGAUGAUGUGUAAAGGUCUGUCUCAGCCCACCAGUAACCUCGUGGCCGGCUGCUUGCAGCUGGGACCAAGUCCCAUGAUGCACAGCAAGAUGGACGAUAAGUGUGGAGGCCCGGCGAUGGGCGGCGCGGGAGGUCAGGCUACCCAUCCCCUCAGCUAUCCGUCUCCAGGCCUUCCCAGCCCCCCCUACGGCUCCCUGGAGGCUUCCCACCUCCUCCACAUGAAGGGAUUCAAGGGGCCAUAUGACAACCCCUCCCCAAACGAGUGCAGCAGUGGCACUCCACCAUACGAUGGACCCCUCACUCCCCCCCUGAGCAUCAGCGGCAACUUUGCCCUGAAGCAGGAGCCCUCUCCACGCGAGUCGGAGAGGAACUACACAUCCCACCUCGGCCACCACGCCCACUACCUCUCGUCCCACCAUUACCCCACCUCCGUGAAUGGCGGCCUACCAGGAGGGCCUCAGGUCCACCCUCUUUUUCAAGCAUCCCGCUAUGAGCUGCCCCUGGACGUGGCCUUUGACUCCUUCGCUCCCGCUCACCUGGCCUCUCAGAUGGGCAACAUCGGGAAUGUGACCAUGAACAGUUAAGAGGCCCGGUGAUUGACUCUGCAAUGAAAUGAGAAGCACUGCUCUUAAAUGAAGUGCAACUGUAAACAUGAUGGUAGAGAUAAAUGGUUUGCAGUAUGUCGUCUAGUACCCUGCAAGAGCACCAAACACUCCGAGAGAGACUCACCACCUAAACUCAAUCUACCUGAUACAAACAAGCACCCAUAACUGUUAUUAUUUUAUUUAUUAUUUUUUAGCUAUGAUUAUGUUUAAUUUUGAUUGUAAUUAUGUCUGAAGAAGUUGCCCCUUCAGUUGACUGAGUGACUAAAGAUCAUUUGACCGAAUCAGACAUCCGCACUGAUGCAUUACACAGAUGUUUCAAGUGUAGAAAAUGAACAAAAGAACUUUGCAUGCCUGCAUAAAGAAGGUCUCACCCUAAACCUGGGACUGAGGACUACAGCAAAUGUCCCCCUUGCCACAAGAAACCCCAAUGCAUUUAUUUAUAUUUAAUAUUUAUUUUGAUAAUGUCUUGUCCUUUUUAUAUUUUUUUCCACACUGAUUUUGUCUCACUGUUUUCUUGGUUUUGUUGUCUGUCAUGAGCAGCUGUACUGUAUUUAAUUUAUUUAUUUGAGGUCUUUCAGGUACUGGUUCAUUUUGUGUCACGGUUUUUGUCAUAUUGUACUGUUGUAAAUAUUUUACUGUUUCGCACUUAAUUGAAUAAAUAUUCUUAUAUUAUAUGAUA